AUCAGGGUGUUGUUCCUGGUACAGUAGAGGAAGUCCAAUAAUUGGUGCUGCAGUCUCUCCUCCUGAAGCAGAGCAUGGAUGAGUCUCUCCAGACGCUUUUCCUCCGGUCGCUUCGCGUUUAGGACAACAGAUUCCUGCUCAUCCUCCUUUUGUCCAGGUGGCCUGCUUGCUGUGUCUGAUGCAAAAUUCCAUUAAGUGUGUGGUGGUGGGGGAUGGGGCUGUGGGUAAAACAUGUCUGCUCAUCAGCUACACCACCAAUGCCUUCCCAGGAGAAUACAUCCCCACAGUAUUUGAUAAUUAUUCUGCCAGUAUGCUACUGGAUGGGAAACCAGUGUCCCUGGGUCUGUGGGACACAGCAGGACAGGAGGACUACGACAGACUCAGACCUCUGUCCUACCCUCAGACGGAUGUGUUCCUGGUCUGCUUUUCAGUGGUCAGUCCAGCUUCUUAUGAAAACGUCCGUACCAAGUGGAGUGUGGAGCUGAAGCACCACUGCCCCAACACCCCCAUGAUCCUGGUGGGCACCAAGUCCGACCUGAGGGACGACAAGGACAUGAUUGAAAAGCUGAAGGAGAAGGACCUCUGUCCCAUCACCUACCCCCAGGGUUUGGCCUUGACCAAGGAAAUAGGUGCGGUGAAAUACCUGGAGUGCUCGGCUCUGACGCAGCGCGGCCUCAAGACCGUGUUUGAUGAAGCCGUCAGGGUGGUGAUGUGUCCUGUGACCGCUCCCAAACAGAAGGUCAAGAAGAAGUGCACCGUGAUAUAGUGAGAUCCACAGAGCUGCUGUUACAAGAAUAUACUGUCAAUCAACCAGCAUUUCUCAGACAGUCAGAUUCAAUACAAAGUGAUCAAAUACAGACACACAAGCAACAACCAAUAAUCUUCUGAAAACCCAAUCGCUACUGUAGCUUUAGCUCUAGGUUCCACCCUCUGACCUAAGACUUAGGAAGGGUUUGCAGGGUUUGUGGGCUCUGAGCAAAUCUCAUAAACAGGUUGGUGUGUAGAGCAUAGGAGACUCCAAAUGUGACCUUUCACCUUCACUAACUACCUCCACCCAAUAAGGCCCUUGAAUAUCCGUGGAUACUAUUAGCGGUCUUGUGAAUCUUUAAUGUAAUAAUGUUUUUAUGAACCUGAAGUCAUCUCUUCUCUUAGUAUUGUCUGAAUAUCUGUCAUACUAUCUAAAUAUGAAGGAUUAUAUCAUUUUGUUUUCUGAUAAAUUAUCCAUGUUUGGUUGUAAAUUAAAAUAGUGAUUAAUGCUUUAAACUCUGAGGUGAGCCUGUGUUUUUAUUCAGUCGAAUGGUUUCAUGUUUUGAAGCCUUUCAUGUGACAAAGAGCUUGUCUGCAUUCCCCAUCUCUGAAUGAGUCAAACACCCAUAAAUAAAAUGUUUCUUUUUUCUUAUUGGCUGCAUGUUUUCUCCGGCUGGUUUUGAUUGGCUGAUAAAUCCCCUGUGAUGACCUCUAUACCCAGAAGCUCUUGGCUCAGAGUCAACUUAGCAAAAAUCCUUUGCUCUGUGAGCUCAGGAAAUCUGUUAGUGAUCAAUGUUUUUGUUGGCACUGUACACUUUGCUGUUUGUCGCACCUGAGAAGCUUGUUUGCUGUCUU
Messenger RNA from Poecilia latipinna (sailfin molly), 1602 nucleotides. RefSeq names its product ras-related C3 botulinum toxin substrate 1-like. The coding region runs from base 179 to 766 and encodes 195 amino acids. Gene Ontology annotation, molecular function: GTPase activity; GTP binding. The record is from RefSeq and is a predicted model, not a curated record. Lineage: Eukaryota; Metazoa; Chordata; Actinopteri; Cyprinodontiformes; Poeciliidae. The transcript is spliced from 6 exons. Gene Ontology annotation, biological process: small GTPase-mediated signal transduction.